GGGGGGUGGUGGCGCGGGCGUGACGUCACUGCUCGCGACGCGGGAGUAGGAGCGGGGACCGGUGGGGCCUGGGUACUGGGAAUCCCGGGGAUAGAGGGCAGCCCGGUACCAUGUUCGGCUCCAGCCGGGGCGGCGUGCGCGGCGGGCAGGACCAGUUCAGCUGGGAGGAUGUGAAGACUGACAAACAGAGGGAGAACUACCUGGGAAACUCGCUCAUGGCCCCGGUGGGCCGCUGGCAGAAAGGCCGUGACCUCACCUGGUAUGCCAAGGGCCGGGCGCACGGAGCGGGGCUGAGCCGGGAGCAGGAGCUGGCGGCAGUGAGGCAGGCGGAGCAGGAGGCGCUCAUGGCAGCGCUAGGCUACAAGAACGUAAGGAAGCAGCCCACAGGCCUGAGCAAGGAGGACUUUGUCGAGGUCUGUAAGCGGGAAGGCGGUGACCCUGAGAAGGGAGUAGACCGGCUCCUGGGCCUGGGGAGCUCCAGUGGCUCUGCAGGGCGAGUGGCGCUGUCCCGGGAAGACAAAGAGGCCGCUAAACUGGGGCUUUCGGUGUUCACGCACCACCGCGUGGAGAGCAGUCGGCCAGGGGCGGCUUCCCUAGCUUCUGCCAAGAGGAAGCCUCGUUCAGAGGAGGUGGAGCCCAGCCCUGAAAGCCACAAGAAGAGCAGGAAAGAGAAGAAAAAGAAGAAGAGGCACAAGAAAGAGAAGAAGAAGAAAGAAAAGGAGCAUGGGAGGGGACCAGAUUCCUCACUGCCUUCUGCUUCCACUCAGUGUCCCCUGGUCUCCCUAGGCAUGACUCUGACUCCUCGCCUUGCUGCAAGAGGAAGCGCCGGCACGACAGCGACUGAAGCCAAGGGAUCUGGAGGGCUGGCCUGUGGGGGUCAUCCCAGGCCCCCAGAGGGGGUUAGCUGUGGCCAAGUACGGCUACUUCCUCUUUUCUUUGUAUUGACUCACUCUUUGUACUUAAAUAAACUUAUUUUAAGUGGAAAGCAUCUCAUACUAAAGGGAAAGUUGCUGUCACAUGUCACAGUAGAAAGUGAUGUAUGAAAAUGUGGUGAAUCUCUUGGGUCCCAGCAAGAUUACCUGCAACUCCACUGGGAGGGGGCACUGUCCUUUUGGUGGUCAGCAUCCUAGGGUCCCAUGUGGCCCUGGCCCCUGCAUCAACUUCAGGUGUACCAAGAACCCUAGGUCAUGUGUGGCCUGCAGGGAGGGCAGUGGGACCAAAAGGUGCUCAGCUUCAAGUGGAUGAGUAUACUAAGAGGGGUGGCCUGCACUGGCCUGGGCACUUAGAUCAUUGGGAGGUGGACUUAAACUUAUGGCUGGAGCCACCCAUCUCUCCCCAGGCCACCAAGUGAUCUAACCGCUGUCCCAUACCUACCCCUUUUGCAUGCUGUAAAGGCACUGGCUCCUUCCACUUGGCCUAUCUCCAAGGCUGGAAGGCAAAGAUACAACCAUCCACAGAAAAAAAUGAAAACUUAACCAUUUUACAACCACACUGGAAUAAAGACAAAACCCAGGCUGGAUUCACUAUUA
Messenger RNA from Vicugna pacos (alpaca), 1529 nucleotides. NCBI's taxonomy places the organism in Eukaryota, Metazoa, Chordata, Mammalia, Artiodactyla, Camelidae. The record is from RefSeq and is a predicted model, not a curated record.